AUGGAGUGUAAGGGAAGCCAAAGAACCCUGCCCUGCCCCAGGCAGAUACAGUGCUUCAUUGGGGGCGUCCUGGCUCAGAAGGGCAGCUUCCAUUGGCAGGGCUGCGUGGUGGCCUGCCACAAUCUCACUGUGGGGGCCACACUCAUCAGUGACCAGUGGCUGCUUGCCACAGGCAGGAACAUCUACCUGAACAUCCACGGUGAGAAAACCACACUGGAGGUUACCCGUACACUGCAGCUGUUCCCGGGCAGCCAGGAGCAGCCUGCCUUGAGCAUCGAGCACAUUGUUGUGGCACCCUGGCUACCCGCAGGCUGUGGCCCUGGCCCUGCUGAAGUUGAUGCAGCAGGUGCUGCUUGGAGAGGUGAUGCCCAUCUGCCUGUCCCAGAAGGACUGUGUGCACCCAGGGCAGGUCCUGCAGAGCUUCGGCGGGCACUGGCUGGAGGGUCCGGGGCUGCAGGGGCUCCGAAGGAUUCUCGCCCCUGCACGGUCUGGGGUGUGCGCGGCGCUGCCCCCCAUGGGGCUCUGUCCACGCGCCUGCGGAAGUUGCGUACACCGGAAGUCCGGCGGAAGUCCGCCCCGACGGUGAGCGUGGCUUGUCUAGCGACGUUGGGAACUCUAUGGUGGCCGCUCUCUCAUAGGCUCUUGCCAUCGUGUCUAUGGUGCACUUGGCUAGAAGGGCUCUUCCCGCCGAGCACUGUGGGGCGGCUAUGGCGGCGCUCCGGGAGCCGGGUUACGGUCGUUGAGGGAACUGGGGGCACCGCGCGGCGCUGCGGCCAC
Prinia subflava (tawny-flanked prinia) is the source of this 777-nucleotide messenger RNA. RefSeq lists its product as uncharacterized. The record is from RefSeq and is a predicted model, not a curated record. The transcript is spliced from 3 exons. NCBI's taxonomy places the organism in Eukaryota, Metazoa, Chordata, Aves, Passeriformes, Cisticolidae. The annotation marks the transcript as partial.